Messenger RNA from Sordaria macrospora k-hell, 1281 nucleotides. RefSeq lists its product as uncharacterized. The record is from RefSeq and is a predicted model, not a curated record. Gene Ontology annotation, molecular function: proteasome binding. Lineage: Eukaryota; Fungi; Ascomycota; Sordariomycetes; Sordariales; Sordariaceae.
AUGAACGAUUCAGACCAACAAGGCCAGCCGAAAGGCGCACCACUGCCCCUCUCAUCAGGAGAGGCCAACACAGCAUACAUCAACGAUGGCGACCACUUCGAAAUCACCAUCAAGUUCGCCCCCGAGAAGCACUCUCAAAGCUGGCUAUUUAGGCAAGAUACCACCUUUGAGGACAUCCUCAUGGCGCUCGGCCACCAAUGGCCCGACUACGAUUUUCUAAAAUCCAAAGCCAUUGUUGAGAAGCGCCAGCAGUCAUCAUCACCAUCCACAAAGACGAAAUCCCUCCUCAAAGCCCCAGACGAUGACAGCCUCGCCAUGCAACUCUACGCCGGCAACUCCCUCCGCUUCAUGGCCCCCAAGAAAUCAGCUCUAGAAUCCCUCCACGCCGGCAAGGCCGAAAUCGCCAAGCGUGAAGCAGCCCUUCAAGCCCAGCGGCGCAUGGCCUACAAACCUCCUAAAGGCCGACCAUCGGCCUCCAAGAGCGGCAUUCACACCAUCAACGGCCCCAUCGACUCCUCCUCCUCCUCCGGCGGCAGUGACACCCGCUUCACCUUCCAAACCAUCCGUCCGCUCCCUCACUUGCCCAAUCCCUCCCGCUCACAGGCCUUCCUGCAACGCCUCGCCGCCGACCCGGGCAUCCGCACCGCCAUGCGCGCGCACCAGUUCACCGUCGGCCUGCUCACGGAAAUGGAUCCGGGGCAGUACACGACCGAGACCCACGAGGGCGUCUCGCGCAUCUUGGGAUUGAACCGCAACAAGGGCGAGGUGAUCGAGCUCCGCCUAAGGACAGACGCGUACGAUGGGUAUCGACACUACAACACCAUCAGAAAGACGCUGUGUCACGAGCUGGCGCACAACGUGCAUGGAGACCACGACAGGCACUUUUGGGAACUUUGUCACCAGAUUGAAAGGGAGGUGGAGAGGGCGGAUUAUACCAAGAGCGGGAGGGUGAUGGGUGGCGAGGAGUAUGUGCCUGCGACUGAGAGGGGGGAUGAUGAGUUAGAAGAAGAAGAAGAAGAAGAAGAAGAGGAAGAGGGGUUGGUGAUGGAUCAUGGAGGCUGGACGGGCGGGACGUAUGUGUUGGGUGCUACUAGUGAUGCGGUACCAUCUUUGUCCUCGUCCUCGGCCGAGUCGACUGGGUUGACCAGGAGGGAGAUCUUGGCGAAGGCGGCGGAGGAGAGGUUGAAGAGGUCGAGUAAGGGUCCGGAUCGGGGAAGUGGAAGGGGAGAAGGAAGUGGAAGGGGGGAAGAAAGUGGAAGUAGGAGUGGGAGUCGCGGGUAA